AUGAAUAAAGAACAGAAAGUUCUUAUCCGCCAACAUGGCAAUAUCACACAAGUCUGUUCACAUACAUGCGCGCUUGAUUUGGUGCUCAGUGCAGGUUCAGUGUGUACCAGACAAGUAGAACAUAAAUCAAGUGCACUGGUGCAGAGUGCAGAACAUGUUCUCCUUGCACCUUUUUCCCAGGUGGUGCAUGAGGAACAACAAUUUGGCCGACAAUGGCAGAAAGCACGAUCCCUUAAGAGGCUUAAGGAGGACUUCAAGGAAGAUGCCGUUGAGCUUAAGGUAUGGCAGAGAAAUCUCCUGCAUGAACUCGAAUUCCAACACAGCCGCAAGGACACGAGGACUAUAAACUGGAUAUAUGACCAACAAGGGAACAACGGAAAAACAUGGUUAACAAAAUACUUAGUAGCCAACAGGGGUGCAAUAAGUUUCCAAAAUGGAAAAACAUGUGAUAUAGCUUAUAUGUACCACGAUCAAGAAUAUGUAGUAUUUGAUUUAGUAAGAAGUAGCCAGGAACACAUUAAUUAUGAAAUUAUAGAGAUGAUAAAAAAUGGACUGAUGAACAGCACAAAGUACAGAUCGAAAGUAAAAAUAUUCAGAGAACCAGUAGUAACAGUUAUGAGCAACACACUACCAUGCAUCAAGAAAAUAAGUAAAGACAGAUUGAAUGUUAAAUACAUAGAAAAUGAUUGCCUACAAGUACCAGAAUUGUGUUACUGCACAUUAUGUAAAAAAGAUGAUUAACCCUGGGGAGAGGGUAUAGACUCUCGACACAAAUCAUGUUAAAAUUGUUAAGUCCACAUGGACAAAUUUAUAAAGCCCUAGAGCUUUUCUGUACAUAUAUAUGCAAAGUUUAAUAAAA
Mercenaria mercenaria is the source of this 859-nucleotide messenger RNA. RefSeq lists its product as uncharacterized. The record is from RefSeq and is a predicted model, not a curated record. The transcript has 3 exons. Lineage: Eukaryota; Metazoa; Mollusca; Bivalvia; Venerida; Veneridae. Gene Ontology annotation, molecular function: RNA binding; RNA helicase activity. Bases 1 to 741 code for a protein of 246 amino acids.